GCAGGGGCAGGAUGGGGGAGGCUGGGGGUCUCGGGCAAUAGUUGGCGCUGCUAGGUCCGCGUUGUGGAUUCCGGGCGAGCUAGGAUCUAGAGUCUAGACAGAAGGAUGAGAUACCCUGGAUAUGACUCGGUGAGAGACGUGACGUGAAGGGGUUUGGCAAGACCCGGGGAACCCACUUAGAGAGCCCCCUUCCUCUUUGUCCCACCCCUCCUGAGACUCCUUAGCGACCUCCGCCCGCGACCUAAGUCAGCUAGCCACCGGACUCUGCUGGUCGGAGCAAUGAUGACAUCUAGCGGACGGUGCCAGGACGGCCCCGGUGGCGACGGCGGGGACCCCAGCCUCGAGGAGGUGCUGUUGGAGGGCUGGGGUGGCGCUUCAGCACCAGCGUGAGCCGGACAGCGCCUCCCACCCCCAGGCCCUCCAAACCCAGCUUUGGAGCUCCUCGGAAGGGACUCAAUGGCAGACCCUGAAGGAAUUCAGAACUUCUCUGGACCGCUCCCGACAGACCCAGGUGGCCUCCAGUUAGCAAAGCUGCAAUUCGGGAACCCACCGUUCUCCCCUCUCUAAGCCCCUCUUCCCUCCUUGCCCAGCCUGGGCGGAGAGAAGGGUCACACGUCUGUCUGUUCAUACUACACUUCCCAACGCCAGUUCAAGUUUUCCAAGAGAGGGUCCCGGAAGAGGACUGGGGACAGGGCAGGAAAGCUGCACAACCAGAAACCUGCAAGCUAAACUCAGUCCCUGGAAUCAAGUGCUGCGGAGCUCCUGGCUGCCCGCUCACGGUCCCAGAAGCUGCCCCAGCGAUCGCAUGGCCCCAAGGACUUCCUCCCGGACCGCUCGGCGACCCAGGCCGAGCGGCUGCGCCUCUGUCGCGCAGAGCUCUGGCAGCUGCUGGCCGAGGAGCGCGUGGAGCGCCUGGGCAGCUUGGUGGCAGCUGAGUGGAGGCCAGAAGAGGGCUUCGUGGAGUUGAAGUCUCCUGCGGGUAAAUUCUGGCAAACCAUGGGCUUCUCAGAACAGGGCCAGCAGCGGCUUCACCCGGAAGAGGCUUUGUAUCUGUUGGAGUGUGGCUCUAUUCAGCUCUUCCACCAAGACCUGCCACUGUCUAUCCAGGAGGCCUACCAGCUGCUGCUGUCUGGGGAUACUGUGACUUUCCUGCAAUACCAGCCACCUGAAGAGAUUGGGCUAUGUGGUUCGACGAUUCCAUCCGAGGAACCCCACCAGGAGCACCAGUGUGAGGAAGUGGAUCUGUUGCCCACCUGCUGUUCAUUCUCACUCCACAGCUCUGUCCUGUCCCCUUACGAGAGACAGCUUAACUUGGAUGGCUGUGCCCAGCGCCUGGAGGAUGGGACUAGCAAGAGGAAGCGGAAUGCCCGCUCUGAGUCUCUUAGUAAGAAAGCCAAGGCCCUGGAGAACUGCCUGCCACCCACAAGCCUGGCAGCCUCCAACCCCCCUGACUGCAACCAGAAUAGCCGUUGUUCAGUGGAGAAACCACAGGAGUCGAGCCCUGCAAAAGGUCCAGGAGUCACCAUUCCGUUUCUGGAAUCCCUGGAGCCCUGCGCUAGUCUGACCAGAGAGGGUGUGGGGUAUGACCAGGAGAGUGGCAAAGUGGAGAAUGGAGUCAAGGGGGCUCGGAAGCCACGCUGGAACUUUGAGCAGAUCUCCUUCCCCAACAUGGCUUUGGACGGGCGCUACACCCUCCUAUCUGCCCCAGCCCCAGAGUUGCUCCCAGCCAACGUUACUGGGCGGGAGAUAGAUGCUGAGUCCUGGUGUCAGAAGCUGAACCAGCGGAAGGAGAAGCCCUCCCAACGGGACCAGGAACGACAAGCAGAGGCCCGGCAGUUCCGCGAGGACAUAAACACAGACCCUGAGGUGCGGUGCUGCUCCAGCUGGCAGGAGUACAAAGAGCUGCUGCGGCGGCGAGAGGUGCACAAGAGCCAGAGCUGCCCCCGACACCUGUGGGGUCAGCCCAUCACCCCCUUGCUGAACCCAGGACAGGUGGAUUCCCCAGCCCUGGCCCUUCAGCAUAUCUCCAUGCUGCAGACAACACACCUAGCUGAUGGAAGUGCUGGGCUGCUGGAGAAGUCUGGGGGCUUGGAGAUCAGUUUUGAUGUUUACCAGGCUGAUGCUGUGGCCACAUUCCGAAAGAAUAACCCUGGCAAACCCUAUGCCCGGAUGUGCAUUAGUGGAUUUGAUGAGCCUGUCCCAGAUCUCUGCAACCUCAAGCAGUUGUCCUACCAGAGUGGGGAUGUCCCACUAAUCUUUGCCCUGGUGGAUCAUGGGGACAUCUCCUUCUACAGCUUCAGGGACUUCACGCUACCUGGGGAUCUGGAGCACUGACUGCAGCUCUGAGGGUGCUGGAGCCUCCUCUGGGAGACCUGAACUGCUUGCUCUCAGGGACCAUCUCAGCUGUCUCCUGUACUGACACUCUUACCUGUAGGGGCCAGUGUGGGCCUUGCUUGGCCCUGGGUGUAUGAUACUUGCAGGAAAGUGAAAUCCUGCCCCAUAUCCUAACCCCCUUUCCUGGGCUCUGCAGCUUCCAAGUCUCAGCAUUCCUGAGAAUGCUGCCCUGCAGUGACCCUCUUGGAACUCAGGACUAGAUUUCAGAGGCCCAGGAGGUGGAGCAGAAGAGAGGACUCUGUGCCUUUAACAAGAGGGUGCCUGUUUUGUGCCAUAAAACCAAAGCCAUUAAAAAAUAUAUCUUUUUUUCUGCU
Molecule: messenger RNA, 2708 nt
Organism: Sciurus carolinensis (gray squirrel)
Lineage: Eukaryota; Metazoa; Chordata; Mammalia; Rodentia; Sciuridae
Gene: Tsen54
Product: tRNA splicing endonuclease subunit 54
Exons: 11
Coding region: 997-2334 (445 amino acids)
Biological process (GO): tRNA-type intron splice site recognition and cleavage
Cellular component (GO): tRNA-intron endonuclease complex
Source: RefSeq, a predicted model, not a curated record